UUGUCGUCCUCUGUCACCCCUUCCCUUCGUUUUUAACGGUUUCAACAGCCUCACGGUUCUUUCUAUCCCCUCUUCAUCGUCUUCUAACCUUGUUCUCCAAGCUUCUCCAUUCUCUCGUCUCUCCUUCCCGCAAAAAAUAUAUAUAUACAAAGCCGAAUAGAUUUGAGAACGAAACCCUAGAGAUGGAAGCAGCCGUAGCGAACGGUCCGAAAAAGGUUGAUGAUAAACGGAACGGGGGUGUGAUUGAUGGACCGACUAAUCCAAUGGUGACGCCUUUGCUUACUGAUCUCUAUCAGUUCACUAUGGCCUAUGCAUACUGGAAAGCUGGCAAGCACGACGAACGAGCCGUGUUUGACUUGUAUUUCCGGAAGAACCCCUUUGGUGGUGAAUAUACAAUAUUUGCUGGUUUAGAAGAUUGCAUAAGAUUUGUUGCUCAUUUUAAUUUUACAGAGGAUGAGAUAGCUUUUGUGCGGGCAACAUUACCUCCAUCAUGCGAGGAUAGUUUCUUUGAUUACCUCCGAGGACUUGAUUGUUCAGAUAUUGAAAUAUAUUCUAUCUCUGAAGGAUCCGUAGUCUUCCCUAAAGUUCCUUUGUUGAGGGUUGAAGGACCAGUUGCGGUGGUCCAGCUGCUCGAAACUCCAUUUGUGAAUCUUAUUAACUAUGCAUCGUUGGUUGCUACUAAUGCUGCCAGGCAUCGUUUUGUUGCUGGAAAAUCUAAACUGCUUCUUGAAUUUGGACUCAGAAGGGCACAGGGCCCUGAUGGUGGCAUAUCAGCAUCCAAAUAUUGCUACAUGGGAGGAUUUGACGCAACAAGCAAUGUAGCAGCUGGUAGAUUGUUUGGGAUCCCACUUCGUGGAACUCAUUCUCAUGCUUUUGUUAGCUCAUUUUUGAGUCCUGAUGAAAUAUUAGAGAAGUCACUCUGUAGCUGUGAUGGUUCAACUGUUUGUGAGGAUUUCGUUAGUUGGGUGCAGACAUGGUUGAGCAAAUUAAAGCGGUCAAAACUAUUAGCUGGUAUUUUUGGUGAAACCAAUCAAAGUGAACUAGCUGCAUUCAUGUCAUAUGCUUUGGCAUUUCCCAACAACUUUCUGGCCUUAGUUGACACAUAUGAUGUAGUCAGAAGUGGCAUUCCCAAUUUUUGUGCAGUUGCUCUGGCCCUAAAUGAUCUGGGGUAUAAGGCACAAGGGAUUAGAUUAGACUCCGGUGAUCUUGCAUACCUGUCGUGUGAGGCUAGAAAGUUCUUUCAUUCUAUUGAAACGGAAUUUGGAGUCCCUGAUUUUCGAAGGACGAGCAUCACAGCCAGUAAUGAUCUCAAUGAGGAAACAUUAGAUGAUUUGAACAAGCAGGGUCAUGAGGUUGAUGCUUUUGGAAUUGGAACUCAUUUGGUUACAUGCUAUGCUCAACCUGCCCUAGGUGUUGUCUUCAAGCUUGUUGAAAUAAAUAACCAGCCCCGUAUUAAACUUUCUGAAGAUGUUUCAAAGGUCUCUAUUCCGUGUAAAAAACGGUGUUACAGAUUGUAUGGGAAGGAAGGUUAUCCUCUUGUAGAUAUAAUGACUGGGGAAAAUGAGCCGUCUCCAAAGGUAGGUGAGCGGAUUUUGUGUCGCCAUCCAUUUAAUGAGUCAAAACGAGCAUAUGUGGUUCCGCAGAAGGUUGAGGAACUUCUAAAGUGCUAUUGGUCGGGUAGUUCAGAUAGAAGAAGAGAGGAGUUACCACCCAUCAAAGAGAUAAGGGACCGCUGUAUUGACCAACUGGACCGGAUGCGCACUGAUCACAUGAGAAGGUUGAACCCAACACCUUACAAGGUUAGUGUAAGUGCAAAGUUAUAUGACUUCAUUCAUUUUCUCUGGCUCAAUGAAGCACCCGUUGGAGAAUUGCAAUGAGAGCCAAACCUUGCCACCCUUAUAGGCUGUUCGGUUCCCCAACCGUGUAUCAGAGAUUUUUACGUGGUUAAUUGCAAGGCACCUGUUGGUUUUAGGAUUUAACACGCAUACACCCUCCCCCUCUGUACCCAGCUUCACAUGGUAGUUCAAUUUGAUCACUUGUAAUUUGUACAAAACAUUUAUAGGUAACAUAUACAAGGUUAAUUGGGAAAAAAAAAUUGGGAGUGGUAAAUGUACCAGGCAGACAAGCUAGAUAUGCAUUCUUAGCAAGCUUGAUGCCGUUAGCCCUUGUUAAAAUCAGCAACUUUUGAUUUGCUAAUACUGUGUUAUCAUCUGAGAAA
Coffea eugenioides is the source of this 2218-nucleotide messenger RNA. RefSeq names its product nicotinate phosphoribosyltransferase 1-like. Bases 183 to 1877 code for a protein of 564 amino acids. Gene Ontology annotation, molecular function: nicotinate phosphoribosyltransferase activity. The record is from RefSeq and is a predicted model, not a curated record. Lineage: Eukaryota; Viridiplantae; Streptophyta; Magnoliopsida; Gentianales; Rubiaceae. The transcript is spliced from 15 exons. Gene Ontology annotation, biological process: NAD+ biosynthetic process.